ACAGAAUUUCCCACCUGAAAUGUCAUCAUGUGUGUUUGUGAUCGAACAAGCCUUGUCAGUACGUGCUCUACAAGAAAUGGUGACGGCAUCAUCUUCCGACCAGGGCAAAGGAACUCAGUCGGGACACAGAACUUUGCUGUACGGACAUGCUGUACUCUUAAAGCAUAAAAAUAGUAACAUGUAUCUGGCUUGUUUAUCUACAAGCUCCUCUAAUGACAAACUAGCCUUUGAUGUUGGUCUACAGGAACAUUCUCAAGGUGAGGCAUGUUGGUGGACAAUCCAUCCGGCUUCAAAACAGCGAUCAGAAGGUGAAAAAGUAAGAGUGGGGGACGAUCUGAUAUUGGUCAGUGUUGCUACUGAACGUUACCUGCAUACAACAAGGGAAGAAGAAAAAACCAUAGUAAAUGCAAGUUUUCACCUAACUCAUUGGUCAGUAGCACCAUUCGGGACUGGGGCAAGUAAGGCUAAAAACGUUGGUUAUGUGUUUGGAGGUGAAGUUCUCAGGUUUUUUCAUGGAGGAGAUGAAUGCCUUACCAUUCCUCCUACUUGGUCAGAAGUUCCAGGACAGAAUAUGGUUGUAUAUGAAGGAGGUGCAGUUCUUAGCCAGGCAAGGUCUUUGUGGAGGUUGGAAUUGGUCCGAACAAAGUGGUCUGGAGGGUUCAUAAACUGGGGCUAUGCUCUGAGGAUUCAUCAUAUCACUACAGGACGGUAUUUAGCAUUUAAAGAAAACCGAGAAGUGUGUCUGGUAUCUUGGGAGGAAGCCUCUGUUGCAGCAACUGCUUUCUGCUUAAGGCAGACCAAAGAUGAUAAGAAGAUCGUUAUUGAUGAGAAAGAAGAGGAAUGUAUAGGGUCACCACUGAUAAAAUAUGGUGAUACAACAGUCUUCAUACAGCAUUUAGAUACAGGCCUCUGGCUCUCGUACAAGACUUAUGAAACAAAGAAAAGAGGAGUUGGUAAAGUUGAAGAAAAACAGGCCAUAAUGUCCGAGGAAGGCAAAAUGGAUGAUGGUCUGGAAUUUAGUCGGUCACAAGAAGAAGAAUCUCGAACUGCUCGAGUCAUUCGAAAAUGUGGAGCUUUGUUUAAUAAGUUUAUCAUGGGUUUGGAUUCUUUAAAGGCAAAACACCACUGCUCUGUGUUCACUGAAGCCAGUCAAAACAAAAUGAUAAUGUGCUUAGAAGAUUUAAUAAACUAUUUUGCUCAACCUGAAGAAGAUAUUGAACAUGAAGAAAAGCAAACUAAACUCAAAGCCCUAAGAAAUAGGCAGGACCUGUUUCAGGAAGAGGGCAUCCUAAAUCUAAUUCUGGAGACAAUUGACAAGAUUAAUGUUAUCACUUCUAAAGGAUACUUUGUUGCCCUAUUAGAAGAGGAUGGUGGCCAAAACUGGGAAGCAAUCUCUGGAUAUUUAUACCAGCUUUUAGCUGCAAUUAUCAGAGGAAACCACACGAACUGUGCCCAGUUUGCCCAGUCCAACCGAUUAGACUGGUUAUUCAGCAGGUUAGGAAGCCAGCAAGCAUCUGAAGGUACAGGUAUGCUGGAUGUGUUACACUGUGUGUUGAUAGACAGUCCUGAAGCAUUGAAUAUGAUGAAAGAAGAACACAUCAAAGUCAUUAUCUCUUUGUUAGAGAAACAUGGAAGAGAUCCAAAAGUCCUAGAUGUUCUCUGUUCAUUGUGUGUGGGUAAUGGCGUUGCAGUGCGAAGCAGUCAGAACAAUAUAUGUGAUAACUUGUUACCAGGAAAGAACUUGUUACUUCAGACACAGCUUGUUGACCAUGUUACUAGUAUGCAUCCAAGCAUUUAUGUCGGGAAGGUGGAUGGUUCUGUAAUGUUUCGAAAAUGGUAUUUUGAAGCGAUGGUUGACCACAUGGAGAAGGUUACUCAUUUAGAGCCUCAUUUCCGGGUUGGUUGGGCCAACUCCAUGGGCUAUGUACCUUACCCUGGUGGAGGUUUUAAGUGGGGUGGUAAUGGAGUUGGAGAUGACCUAUACUCUUUUGGUUUUGAUGGAGCUCACAUGUGGACAGCUGGACGGCAUAACUUGGUUCGUCAUAUCAACAGCCCUUACAUCCAGAAAGGUGACGUAAUUGGUUGUAUCCUCGAUUUGAAUAUACCCAUUAUUACAUUUACUGUAAAUGGUGUGAAGGUGAAAGGUUGUUUCAAAAACUUUAACACAGAUGGAAUGUUUUAUCCUGUUAUCAGCUUCUCAGCCAGACUCAGUUGUCGUUUCAUGUUUGGAGGAGAUCAAGGUCGACUACGGUAUGGGCCACCAAAUGGACAUUCACCUCUAGUAGAAUCCUUACUCCCACAACAGAUAUUGACAGUAGAGCCCUGCUUUCAGUUUGGAGAAGUUAAUAAGGGAAUUUUGUAUGGUCCAGCAUUGGAGUUAGAUGAUAUAGCUUUUGUACCUGUACCAGUAGACACUUCUGGAGUGAAUCUUCCUGCAUACAUUGAAAAUGUCAGAGAUAAACUUGCGGAGAAUAUUCAUGAGGUGUGGGCAAUGAAUAAAAUUGACAACUGCUGGACAUAUGGAGAGAUUAGAGAUGAUGUUCUGAAAAGGCAUCCAUGUUUAACAUCAUUUGAAAAGCUUCCCAGUGCUGAGAAGAAGUAUGACACUACAGUUGCACUUCAAACACUCAGGACAAUUUUGGCUCUUGGAUACCAUAUUACACUAGACAAACCUCCUGCAAGAAUCAAGACUCUGAAACUCCAUAAUGAUCCAUAUCUUCAGUCAAAUGGUUACAAACCAGCUCCCCUAGAUCUUAGUGCUAUAACACUUACUCAGAAAAUGGAGGAUCUGAUCGAUCAGUUAGCAGAAAAUACUCACAAAAUCUGGGCAAAAGAACGUACUCAACAGGGCUGGACAUACGGACUGAAUGAGGAUUCCUUUCUUAGACGAAGCCCACAUCUCUUGCCUUAUAAGAAUGUAGAUGAAGUAAUAAAAAAAGCAAACAGGGAUACUGCCAGUGAGACUGUGCGUACAUUAUUAGCUUAUGGAUACAUCCUAGAGCCUCCCACAGCAGAAAGCACUGAAGGUAUGAUAAGCACCACAACAAAAUCAAAGUAUGAUCAAAGAACAUACCGAGCAGAAACUACUUAUGCUGUCACUUCUGGCAAAUGGUAUUUUGAAUUUGAAAUUAUGACAUCUGGUCCAAUGAAAAUUGGGUGGGCUUCUAGAGGAUUUAUUCCAUCAUGUGAAAUAGGUGGAGAUGAAAAUUCUUGGGCUUUUGAUGGUUAUCAGGCUCGUAGAAACCAUGCUGAAGGAUCAGAGCCAUAUGGGAAACAGUGGCAAGUGGGUGAUGUUGUUGGAUGUCUGUUAGAUCUUCAUGAUCGUACUAUCAGUUUUACCCUGAAUGGUGAACUACAACUUGAUGCAAUGGGUGGAGAGACUGCAUUUGCUGACAUUCCUUUAGGUGAAGGUUACCUACCAGCUUGUACACUUGGAAGUGGACAGAAAGCUAAACUGAUAUUUGGUCAUGAUGUUAACACCUUGAGAUAUUUCACUACCUGUGGUCUACAAGAAGGCUACCAACCUUUCUGUGUAAACAUGAAUCGACAAAUGGCAUUUUGGUACAGCAAAGAUGAACCACUUUUCAUAAACAUAGAUGAAUCUGUAACUUCUCAUGUGGAAGUAACAAGGAUACCACCAGGAAGUGACUCUCCUCCAGCCCUGAAGAUAUCUCACAAAAUGUUUGAGACAGUUGAGAAAGCAAACUGGGAAUUUUUGCGAUUAAGUUUGCCUGUUACUUGUCAUGAUGAAUUCAUCAAUGAGACGGAAAAAAGUCAUAGAUUAGAGGAAAUGAAGCGUAAACAGAGAAGAGCUUUAGCAGAAAAGUCUGGCAUUCGUCAUCCGGCCAACCUUGAGCAACAUAUGUUGAAGAGUGGAUUCAGUUUAUCAGACAUCAAAGACUUGCAACGAGGCUACUCUGACGAUGUGGAAACAGUUGAAACUAUGAAAUCACUUAAUGUGGAUCACAGUAAACACCUUACACAACCCACACAAACAACUCUUGCACCACAACGAGCUGGCUCCAAGAGUGCAUUGCAUAAAACCCAAUCCUUUGACUUAACAAUGACAAACCUCUCUAUACCUGGAGAAAGAACCCCUGAUUCUUCAAAAUUGAGAGCUGCAUCCAGUGAAGAGGCACUCCACGAGAAAGGCUUAGACAAGGGUAUAAAGAAAAGUGCCACACCUGAGCCUUCCUCAAGCUUCAGGGAUGAUAAACAGAAAAAGAGAGGCCGCUCUCCCUUCCGCUUCUUUUCAAAGAAAAAGGAAGGCUUGGAGAGGAGAGCAAAAAGUGCUUCAACACGUACUGGAGGAUUAGACCAGAGCAAGCAGUAUGGUUAUGACCUUCCUUCAGAAGGAAGUAAACCACUUUCUUCUCCCACAAGUGCCUCUCUUAGUGUCCGAGCUCCGGUUGUACGAGUUCUGUCUGCCAGCAGUUCUUCUAAUAUUGGGGCACCAUCUGUACCUGAUCGACCAACUAGUCUCACCUGUGGAGGCAUUGUGUCAGGGGGAAUAGUGUCCCCUGAAAGAGCUACAAAUAUUAAUAGGAGGCAGUCCCGUCCUGUUGUUCAAGAGCCAGAAGACACUAUUGACCACGAAAUAGCAAAUGUGGGGCUUGAAUUACUUGAUGAAUACUUCUAUGGUGUAAGAAUUUUCCCAGGGCAAGACCCUAACCAUGUUUACUGUGGCUGGGUGACAACUACAUACCAUUAUUUUGAUAAAAGCUUUGAUAAUAGUAAAGUUCGUAAGGUGAUGUUUCAGCAUUUGGAAGAUGGGUCUUAUCUCGAAGUUUUGGAAAGACAGAACUGUUACAUGGUGUGUGCUGGACAACUUCAUGCAGAAGUUAACCAGAGUGAAGCUGGUGCUCGGAGUGCAAACCAGGGAAUGUAUGUGGGUUGUCACAUCGAUGUCUCUACUGGAAUAGUUACAUUUACUGCUGAUGGAAAAUCAACAAAACACAAGUUCAAAAUGGAGUCUGGCACCAAGCUCUUUCCAGCUGUUUUCUUUGAGGCUACCAGUAAAGACUCUCUUCAAUUUGAACUGGGUCGAACAACCGACACACUCCCAUUGUCAGCAGCAUUACUACACAGCACAGAAAAACAUAUCAGCCCACAAUGUCCUCCUAGGUUAAAGGUCCAGUGCCUUCAGUCUUUUCAGUGGGCUCGAGUUCCAAAUCAGUCCUUGAGACCGCAUGCUCUGAAACUGUCAGACAUUCGUGGCUGGAGCAUGCUUUGUGAAGAUCCAGUCUGUAUGCUUGCUAUCCAUAUUCCUGAAGAGGAUCGCUGUGUUGAUAUCUUGGAGCUAAUUGAAUUUGAAAAGCUAUUAAGUUUCCAUGCCCAUACUCUUGCCUUGUAUGGUGCUCUGUGUUUUCAAGGUAACCAUAGAGCAGCUCACAUCAUUUGCUCCCAUGUGGACACCAAACAAUUGUUAUAUGCCAUCCAGUCAGAAUAUAUGUCUGGUCCACUACGAACAGCAUUUACUGAUCUGCUUAUUGCACUACAUCUAGAAUUUCAUGCUUAUGCAAGAAGCCUAACCCAGAAUGAGUUCAUCAUCCCAAUGGGGUCAGAGAUCCGAAUCAUGUACGAAAACCCCGGUCUUGCCAACUCAUUUUCUGCUUUAGAGUGUGUGUCUAUUAGACCUCAAAUGACCAUGAGUCCUACCCCGGAGAAGAUUGAAUCUAUUAAGAGUCUUAGCACACCAUAUUUCCCUGUUAAUGUACUGAAACAAUUUAUCAUGGAAGCUCUGGAUGAUGCUGUUCGUAAAGGAAACCGUCCAAACCGUGAUCCUAUAGGUGGAACCAAUGAAAAUCUUUUUGUCCCUCUGCUUAAACUAGUUGAUAAACUUCUAUUAAUUGGACUACUAGAUAACCAAGAUUUGGAAUGGCUGCUAGUUCUCCUGGAUCCUGAAACAUUUGACAGAAAUUAUGAUGAAACAACUGAAAACAAAUUAAAAGGCAUGAUAGAAAUGAACUUGGCUGAAGGAGUAAAGCUUCAGAUGUGCUACCUAAUACACCAUUUAUACGACUUGCAGCUGGGACAUAGGGUUGAAGCAAUUGCUUCUUUCUGUGAUGAUUACGUGUCACAACUACAGGGAGACCAAUUGAGAAGAUAUAUAGAAAUAAAGCAGUCUGACCUUCCAUCAUCUGUAGCUGCAAAGAAGACAAAGGAAUUCCGUUGCUCCCCAAAAGAACAGAUGCGAGCCAUCUUAUCAUUCAAGAACUUGGAAGAAGAUCAGUCUGAUCAGUGCCCAUGUGGUGACAACCUUCGAGAGAAACUAAAGUCCUUCCAUGAAUUAAUGAUGAAAAAAGUCAUGCUUUGUGUAGCACAGGCAGAGGAAGAGGACAAAGAAGAGAACUGUAAUGGAGGAGAACCAGAUAAACGUUGGUCUCAGAAGCUGAUGUCCUUAGUGAAUAUUGUUAGCUUCUCAGGAGAGUAUCAAACAGAAGCAUCAGAAGAAAAUAAACCCUCGCAAGAAGAUAUUUUCACCAAGAAGAUAGUGGCUGUUUUGACACGGUGGGCACAAGAAUCAGAGAUUGAAAACCGAGAGCUAAUUCGUCAGAUGUUUAAUUUGUUGUUGAGAAACUAUGAUGGUGUUGGACAGCUCAUGAAUGCUUUGGAAAAUUCUUACAUCAUUGGUAGCAGCAGCCAAGAAGAUGUUAAAGAACUUUUAGGACAUCUUGGGAAAGUUCGAUCCUUGCUUCUUGUACAGAUGGGACCUGAGGAAGAGGAGAUUAUGAGAGACAAUCUAUGUAUCCAGUUGAAUCCAGAAUUGAACAAUGUUGUACAGAAAUUUGCUGAACAUUAUCAUGAUGCAUGGGCAAAUCGGAAGGAGUAUGACCCUGAACUUUUUAAUAAAUCCCUACCUUGUUUGACUGCAAUUGCAUGUGCUUUGCCUCCUGAUUAUUCUCUCAAACCUGGGGUGGAAGAUGAGUGGUGUAAACGUAGUAGUCCAUCAGAUGGACCAUACAUCCCUGAGCCUGUCAAUACAUCAAAGCUUCUAACUACUGGGAAUAGCAGUAAAUCACCUCGUGGGAGUACAAAGAGUCCUGAUGGUACAGAAAGUGAUAUGGCCCUUGCCCUAAAUCGGUAUAUUGGCAAUUCUGUACUUCCACUGCUGAUCAAGUACUGUCACCUUUUUGCUGAUGCAGAAAAUUAUGCCAGUCUUUUGGAUGCUACACUUCACACAGUUUAUCGUCUCUCGAAGGUCAAGACACUCACAAAAGGUCAAAGAGAAUGUGUAUCUGACUUUCUUGUAGCUCUCACACGGGAAAUGCAACCUGCCAUGCUUCUGAAGCUGCUGAGGAAACUCACUGUAGAUGUAUCUGUUUUGACAGAAUACACAGCUGUGGCACUGAGGCUGCUGACCUUACAUUAUGAAAGAUGCAGCAAAUACUAUGGUGCUGCAGGAGGAGGAUAUGACUCAGCCUCUGAGGAGGAAAGAAAAGAACAUUAUAUUCUUUUAGCACGACCUUCUCUUCGAGGAUCAACACCACUGGAUGUUUCUUAUUCUUCUUUAAUGGAAAACAGUGAACUUGCCCUUGCUUUACGAGAACACCACCUUGAAAAAAUUGCUAUUUAUUUGUCCAGAUGUGGCCUUCAGUCCAAUCAGGAAUUGAUAGACAAAGGUUACCCUGAUGUUGGAUGGGACCCAGUUGAAGGAGAACGUUACCUGGACUUCCUCAGAUUUUGUGUUUGGGUUAAUGGGGAAAGUGUUGAAGAAAAUGCCAAUUUAGUAAUUCGUCUUCUAAUCCGUCGACCUGAGUGUUUGGGUCCUGCUCUGAGAGGAGAAGGACCUGGAUUGUUAGUUGCCAUUAAAGAGUCAAUCAAAAUGUCUGAAAAAAUUCAGGCAGAAAGAACUCAACAAAUUGAAAAUGGUGAAGUCUCAGGUGAGGAAGAUGAAGAUUACAUUGACAUGGGUGCUUCUAUCCUAAACUUCUACUGUGCAUUAGUUGAUUUGCUAGGAAGAUGUGCUCCAGAAGCUGCUACAAUUGCUCAGGGAAAAAACGACUGUAUUAGAGCUCGAGCCAUUCUUCGAUCACUUGUUCCCAUGGAAGACUUGGAAGGUGUACUUAGUCUAAGAUUUGCUUUAACAGGUCCAGAAUUAAAACCUGAUGGAGAACCAAAAAGUGAUCUUCCUUCUAGCCUAGUACCCAACCACAAACAGUCUAUUGUAUUGUUUCUGGAGAGAGUAUAUGGCAUUGAGAACCAGGAAACUUUCUUCCGUCUGUUGGAAGAUGGUCUUCUUCCAGAUCUCCGGGCAGCUACCAUGUUGGACAGGGACACUUCACAUGAGAUGGUUGUAGCUUGCUGUCGUUUUCUUUGUUAUUACUGUCGAUCUGGUCGUCAGAACCAAAAGUCUAUGUUUGACCACUUGGAUUCCUUAUUGGAGAACAGUAACAUACUUUUAUUCUUACAUCCUAAUCAGAAAUCAACAUAUUUCAGGGAUUUAGUAAACAACAAAAUAUUUUUUCAACAUCCUGACUUGAUUCGAAUAUUGCGUGUUCAUGAAAAUGUUAUGGGUGUUAUGAUGAACACUUUGGGAACCCAGUCUGCUGCACAAGCUGCCUCCUCCAAUCCUGCAGCUACAUCUCCUACUAGUCCAGGACAGACUCAGGAAGCUCCUGAUAAGUUUGAAAAUGGAUGGAGUUAUGGUGAUUACUGGAACUAUGAAAGAAAAAUUCAUCCCAGAUUGAAACCCUAUAACCUUCUGGCUGAAUGGGAAAAAGAACGUUAUAAAGAACCAAUAAGGGAAUCAUUGAAAGCUUUAAUUGCAAUUGGUUGGAAGUUGGAGUUGGGAGAUGGUGGAAAAAGUACCUUGUCUCAUAUUUCUUCAGUGAGGACAGUGUUUUAUUAUAAGUCUGGUGACUCUCCACAUAACUACAAUCCUCAACCGGUAGAUAUGUCCAAUCUCACAUUAAGCAGGGAUAUGCAGAAUAUGUCUGAAAGGUUAGCAGAAAAUGCCCAUGAUUUGUGGGCAAAGAAGAUGAAAGAAGAACUUGGUGGAGAUCUUCAUCCUCAGAUGGUUCCUUAUGAUUUACUAACAGACAGAGAGAAACGUAAAAACAGAGAACGCUCGCAAGAGCUCCUGAAAUAUCUUCAGUAUGAAGGAUUUCAGGUUUAUGGACUGCACCAGAAAGCUGAAGAUACUCAAGAUGUUCAAACUAAACCCAAUGAUUAUAGAGCUAGAAAAAGACGUGGAACAGAGUCAGAACAAAUAUCAUCACCUGCAGCAGGAGAAAGACGAUUUGCAUCCUCAUUAUUAGAGAAACUUCUACAGUAUCUUGAUGUGGCUGCUAUUAACAUGAAGGUUCUGAAGCCUAGUGCUAACUACAGUAGACGUAACAGCUUCAAAACAUCCACAAGGGAUGUCAAGUUUUUUAGCAAAGUUGUAUUGCCACUUAUGGAGAAAUAUUUCUCUGCUCACCGUAUCUUCUUUAUAAUGGCAUCUUCACCUACAACCACGGUUGGAACAGCAACAAUCAGAGAAAAAGAAAUGGUUGCAAGUUUAUUCUGCAAGUUGGCUUCCUUACUACGGGAAAAACUUAGUGUCUUUGGAAGUGAAGCUCGUAUUUCUGUUAGAUGCUUGCAAGUUCUUAUACGAGCCACUGAUGCCAGAACCAUCACCAAGAAUUGUCCAGACUUCGUAAAAACAUCAAUGCUGACAUUUUUCAACAAUUCAGCUGAAGACCUUGCCCAAACUGUAGUGAAUCUGCAGCAAGGAAAGUACAGCCACUUACGUGGAACUACGAUGAAGACCUCUUCUUCAUUGAACUAUGUCCAGUUAGUUCUUUUGCCUGUUUUGACAUCUAUGUUUGAUCAUCUAGCAGCAUGUGAAUUUGGCAGUGAUUUGCUGUUGGAUGAUAUCCAGGUAGCUUGCUACAAGAUCUUGAACAGUUUGUACAUUCUAGGAACAGAUCCAGAAUUGGGUAGUGACAGGAGGUUUGUCAAGGCUGAGCGUGACAGACAUCGCCCAGCAAUUGGAAACUGUCUUGGUGCCAUGGCUAGUACUUUUCCUGUUGCGUUUUUGGAACCACAUUUAAAUAAGCAUAAUAAGUAUUCUAUUCAUGGACGUCUUCAGGAACACUCCCUUGAAGCACAAGCUGUGAUGGCAGAGUUAGAAUCAAGCAUGCCAACUGUUGAGGAUAUUAUGCAGCAGGUGGACAAAUUUGUAAACAGUGGUUCCAAGUACUUGGAUGUUCCUCAUAUCAUUGAUGUCAUGUUGCCCAUGCUAUGCAGUUAUCUCCCUUUCUGGUGGAGUCAGGGACCUGACAAUGUGAACUUAACAACAGGAAAUCAUGUUACCAUGGUAACCAGUGAGCACCUCAACAAUCUUCUAAAGAAUGUACUUAACCUGAUUAAGAAUACCAUUGGUGUAGAAGGUGCUGCCUGGAUGAUUAGCAUUGCAGCUAAUGCAGGCCAAAUCAUCAUAAAUUCAUCAGAAACACUGUUAGAAGAUCCAGUCCUACCUUUGGCAGAAAAGAUAUUUUCACGAGCAAAUGCUGUUUUUCAUAAAGAAGAGUUGUUGCGGGGCUAUCUCAAAUCGUCCACUGAUGACACAUCUCUAGUGGAGGGACAGCUUCAAGAGGAUUUUUCUCUACUUGUUAGAGAUAUAUAUGCAUUCUAUCCUUUGCUGAUAAAGUAUGUGGAUCUACAGAGGGGUCACUGGUUGAAACAUAAUAUAAAGGAGGCAGAACAAUUAUACAACUACAUUGCUCACAUUUUUAACCUCUGGUCCCGCUCACAGUAUUUUCGACGUGAGGAACAGAACUUUAUUUCACAACAUGAAAUUGACAACAUGGCACUAAUCAUGCCAGCAGCAGGUAGAGGGCAUGGUGCUGUACAAAGUACAGAACAUAGUAGCACAUCAAAAAGAGUGAAAAAACGAAGAGAUGGAAAAAGAGAUAAGGACAAGGAAAUAGCUUCCAGCCUGAUGGUUGCUUGUUUGAAACGUCUUCUCCCAGUUGGCUUGAAUCUCUUUGCUGGGCGAGAGCAGGAAUUGGUUCAGCAUGCCAAGGAAAAAUUCUUGGAGAAACAGCAAGAUGCUGAUAUUUUUGAUUAUGUAAAAACUCAGCUGACUCUUCCAGAUAAGAUUGAUCCUAGUGAUGAUAUGAGCUGGCAGCACUAUUUAUAUAGUAAACUUGGCAGUAAGAAAUCAACACACACAUCACCAAAUGUCACCCCUGAUCAGCUAGUUGAACGGAUCAUUGAUAUGGCCAAAGUUCUGCAUGGGCUACAUAUGAUUGACUAUCCUGAUCGUCGGAAAGACAGAAAAAACUUCAGCAUAAUGCAUGUUUUGGCUAAUUUGGUUAUUGACCACCCCCAAGGGCAGCAGAAAGGGGUGUGGCGCAGUGUGGUCUCAACACAGAGAAAACGUGCUGUAAUUGCCUGUUUCCGAAUGACCUCACUUCACAGUCUUCCUAGGCAUCGAGCCAUCAAUAUCUUCCUGACAAUGUACCGUGAGAUCUGGUUAGAAGAAGAGAACAACGGUCAUGAACAACUUAUUGAAGAUCUCACUCAAUCUUUUGAAGAAGCGGAAGAGAAACGUGGCCAGGUAGAGGAAGAAGACAAACCUGAUCCUCUUGCUCAGCUCAUUGUUGCUUUCUCCCGAAACGCUACAACAGAACACAGUGGAACAAUAACAGAAGAUGAUUUGUACAUGCAGUAUGCUAUUAUUCUUGGUGAAAGCUGUGGUGGUGCAGAAGAAGAGGAGGAAGAGGAAGGAGGAGACGAUGAGGCAGGACCAUCUAUACAUAAAAAAAUUGGUCUUAUGAUGGAACAAGAGAUGGAAAAACAAAAAACACUUUUCCAACAAGCACGACUUGCUGAUCGGGGAGUGGCGGAGAUGGUGCUUUUGUACAUAUCAGCUUGCAAAGGAAUUCAAGGACCAAUGGUCAUAAACAGUUUGAAGCUGGGGAUCUCACUGUUACGUGGAGGUAACAUUGAUGUUCAAAUGCGUAUGUUGAAACACCUAAAAGAGAAGAAAGAUGUUGGAUUCUUUACAUCUAUAGCUGGUCUCAUGAACUCCUGCAGCGUGCUUGACCUGGAUGCCUUUGAGCGGACUCAGAAAGCUGAGGGUCUUGGCGUUGGCUCAGAAGGAACUGCUGGAGAGAAGAACAUGCACGAUGCUGAAUUCACCUGUAAGCUUUUCCGUUUUCUUCAGCUACUCUGUGAAGGGCAUAACUUAGAAUUUCAAAACUACCUGCGAACCCAAGCAGGCAACACAACAACUGUCAAUAUUGUUAUCAGUACUGUUGACUACUUAUUGAGAUUACAGGAGUCAGUCAUGGACUUUUAUUGGCAUUACUCUAGUAAGGAGGUCAUUGACCAACCUGGCAAAGACAACUUUUGCAAAGCUAUAACUGUGGCCAAACAAGUAUUCAACACUUUAACAGAGUUUAUUCAGGGACCAUGCCCUUUGAACCAACAGGCUUUAGCACACAGUAGGUUGUGGGAUGCUGUUGGUGGAUUUAUGUUUCUUUUUUCCCACAUGCAAGACAAACUCUCUAAGAGUGCCAGCCAGCUUGAUCUGUUGACUGAGUUGUUGGAACUGCAAAAGGAAAUGGUUAUCAUGAUGCUUAGUAUGCUAGAAGGUAAUGUUAUGAAUGGAACUAUUGGUAAGCAGAUGGUGGAUACACUCGUAGAAUCUGCUUCUAAUGUAGAGAUGAUCCUGAAGUUCUUCGACAUGUUCCUCAAACUACAGGAGCUCACAUCUUCUUCAGCAUUUCAGGAGAUAGAUACAAAGAGAAAUGGGUGGAUUACACCAAAAGAAUUUCAGAGAGCAAUGGAGCAACAGAAAAUCUAUACUCAGGAAGAAAUUAGUUACCUAAUGAGUUGUUGUGAACCUAAUCACGAUGGACUGAUUGACUACCGAGAAUUCACUGAACGUUUCCAUAAUCCAGCAAAAGAUAUUGGUUUCAACCUUGCUGUUUUGUUGACCAACUUAUCAGAACACAUGCCUAAUGACCCUAGGCUGGCGAGAUUUUUGGAAACAGCAAGUAGUGUUCUGAAUUAUUUUGAGGCUUACUUGGGCAGGAUUGAAAUCAUGGGAGGAAGUCACAGAAUAGAACGAGUCUACUUUGAGGUCAAAGAAUCAACAAUAAAACAAUGGGAAAAGCCACAAAUCAAGGAAUCCAAACGAGCUUUCUUCUACAGUAUUGUAACAGAAGGUGGAGAUAAAGAAAAACUGGAAGCUUUUGUUAAUUUCUGUGAAGAUGCAAUCUUUGAGAUGCAACAUGCCAGUAGCAUCUCCAUGGAAGAUACUGACGAGGGACCAACUAAAACCUCAGAUUACCCCUUUCCUGGAUCAGAGCAGGAAAAACCACCGUCUGCUCUGGAACCGGUGAAGCAAGGAUUGCGUUACAUCAAGGAUGGUAUACUAAAGGCUCUUUCCUAUCUAGCACCUGCUAAUCUUAAGAAGCAGUAUGCAAAAUUGCGACAAAAAACUUACCUGGAGUUAUUAGUUGGGUUUUUCAAACUCAGUUUUUACAGCGUUUUCAGCAGCUUGCAGUUUGUGUACUGCAUCACAAGGUUUAUAAUAAAGUUCAUCAUUAUGUUGAUGGGAGGUCAACCAAUAGGUCAACCAGUGGAGGAAGGAAAAGCUGAAGAGCAUAAUCGUAAGCCUGUCUUCAUGGUUCCAAUGGCUGUACCACUACCUAUAGAAGCGCCACCUGAAACGUCCAAAACAGGUGACCAUACAGACAUGCCAGGCACUAUACAUGCUUUUGGACUGGAUAUCACCAAAGAAGAAGAGGGUGGAGAAGUAAGGUAUCACAUGGCACCAACUCAGGCUCAUCAAGAAGUUACACCACAGUCAAGUGUUGAAUUUUCUGAAGGGAGUGAGGAAGAAGCUGGGAAAAAUCAACAUCCUGAGAAGCCACUUGAUGGACAAGUUAUUUCAGAUGGAGUAACUUCACCUGUUAAUCAUAUGGAUGGUGAUGUGAAAACAAAAGAGACACUUCAUGCUUCUCAAGAAACAAAACUAGGCACAGACUCUGCAACUCAAGCCAGCAUACCUGGUGUCCAGGAUAAUGUCCUUCCACCAGAGAUGUCAGCAUCCAUGGCACCAGAGCCUCAGAAGCCUGUUGAGCCUCCCCCGGUUGCAGCCAUUGACUUGAGUGAAUACACUAACAGGUUUGUGAGCUUCUUGGCAAGAAAUUUCUACACUAUGAAGUACAUAGCCCUGGUCUUAGCAUUUUGUAUCAAUUGCAUUUUGCUUUUUUAUAAGGUGACUACUGAUGAAGUUGAAGAUGUUAUUGCAGACAAGCCUGAAAUUACUGAGGUUCUUAACAACAUUACUGAAGAGUUGCUAGGUGGAGACAAUGAUCUAGGAGGUGGUGAGGAGGAUGAAGAAGAUGUGGAGGAAUGGUUAAUAAUAGAAGAAAAGUUCUUCUACUUGGAGCACAUUAUACGUCUGUUUGCUUUUCUACACUCUUCUGUUGCUUUUUGUAUGUUAAUAGCUUACUACCACUUGAAGGUUCCUCUAGCCAUCUUUAAACGAGAGAAGGAACUAGCAAGAAGAGUAGAAUUUGAUGGACUGUUCAUAUCAGAGGAACCAGCUGAAGAUGACAUUCGUAGCCACUGGGACAAACUUGUGAUAAGUUCAAGUUCAUUUCCAGUGAACUACUGGGACAAAUUUGUCAAGAAGAGGGUUAGAGAGAAGUACAGUGAGACAUAUGACUAUGAUGCCAUCAGUAAUCUCCUUGGAAUUGAUAGAAGUGGAUCUUUUACUCAGGACAAGGGAUUGGGUGGAUUCCUUAGUUUUAUUAUAGAUGUUGACUGGAAAUAUCAGAUUUGGAAAGCUGGUGUCACCAUUACUGAUAAUUCAUUUCUCUACAACCUCUGGUAUUUUGCUUUCUCAGUAAUGGGUAAUUUCAACUACUUCUUCUUUGCUGCACAUCUGUUGGAUGUCGCUGUGGGUUUUAAGACACUUCGUACUAUUUUGCAGUCGGUUACACACAAUGGAAAACAGCUGGUAUUGACUGUGAUGCUCUUGACUAUCAUUGUGUACAUAUACACUGUCAUAGCUUUCAACUUCUUUCGCAAGUUCUAUGUUCAAGAGGAGGAGGACCAGGUUGACCAGAAAUGUCAUAACAUGCUUACAUGUUUUGUCUUCCAUUUAUACAAGGGUGUCCGUGCUGGUGGUGGCAUAGGUGAUGAGAUUGAACCUCCAGAUGGUGAUGAUUAUGAAGUUUACAGAAUUGUAUUUGACAUCACUUUCUUUUUCUUUGUCAUUGUUAUCUUGUUGGCUAUCAUCCAAGGUUUGAUUAUUGAUGCCUUUGGAGAGUUGAGAGAUCAGCUGCAGAGUGUGGUCGAUGAUAUGGAGUCCAACUGUUUCAUCUGUGGUAUUGGGAAGGAUUACUUUGAUAAAAUACCGCAUGGUUUUGACACUCAUGUCCAGAAAGAGCAUAACCUUGCCAAUUACAUGUUCUUCUUAAUGCACCUGAUCAAUAAACCUGAUACUGAGUAUACAGGUCAGGAAACAUAUGUCUGGGAAUUAUACCAGAAGAGAUGCUGGGAUUUUUUCCCUGUUGGCGACUGUUUCCGCAAGCAGUAUGAAGAUGAAUUGAUGGGAGGAGCCGGCUGAUCACGUUUGUACCAUCCAGUACUUCUCUACAUAUUUUAUGAAUACUUAAACUAGCUUGUACAUAAGAAUGUGCUUAUUACUUAUGUGUAGAGCUGCUACACUAAAACAUAGUUCCUGUUACAAGAAUGUAGUUUAUAAUCUUGCACUUCCAUCCUCCACUGUCAACUUUCUUUUAAACCUAGCUAGAAAUAAUUCUCCAACUUAUUUUGUUUAGUGCAAUAAACAGAAGUGCCAAAGGUUGAGAAGGCAUUGUACAUUUAUUUAUAAACCCAGAAGUGGCUUAUUGCUGUACAGCUCAAAAAAAAAAAGAGAGAUAAUGAACAUUUGAAAUAAUCCACUGCAGAAGUUUGACAAAUUGUUUGCCAUGGUAGGUGUGGUUUUCUAUAAACUAGAGUAGAACCAUGUGCAAGUAUUAUAAAUUUUAAAACAUUGUUUUAAGUGGUUUGACUUAGUCAUUUAUAGUAGUAUAUUUUGCAUUUUUGUUUAAAUUUCUAAUCUGGUAACCACUAAUAAUAAUAAUCUUUUGAGUUUCAUAAUGAAUUUCUUUUGGAUAGUUAGUUGUAUCAAAAAAAAACCUUUUGCAAUAAUUACAACCUACACGUAAAAUAUCCAAAAUAGGUGUGCAGAUAUCUCGUAUUCUUUACUUUGAAACUUUUCUGAUUGCACGAUGGAAUACUGUAGUGCUGUUCAUUAGAAAACUAACUUCAAAACACUGACAAAAUUAAGAUUAAAGAGAUAAUCAAGCAGACAUACUGCAUAAAAAAUUCCAACUUUGCACAAUCCAAGAACACUAUAAAUUAAAUGCAAACUUAGAUAUUUAAAAAAAAAGUAUAGUAACUUAUGUACCAAUUACAAAUGAGCCAUAUUCCAUUAUAGUAUUCACAGUAGUAAUAAUCUUCCACAACACCUUAACAAAAUAAAAAUCAGUUUAAAAUUUCAUACAAGUACAAAGAAAAUGUUAUAUUUUCGUUUUCUGCUGGCUACUUUGUAUAAUAUCUUACAAAUCAUGUUAUAUUAAAUUUACUAUCAAAUUAGUAAUAUAAUAUUGUGUUACAGCAUCCACGAGUACUUGUUACAAACAAAUGUACUCAAGAAGUUAGUAAAUGUGCUAUUUUGACAAUAGCAUAACUUAGAAUUUGAAUAAACUGAUUUAUAUAGUAGAGCAGUAGUGUAAUCUAUAUUUUGCAAAUAUAUAUAGAAUUAUCAUCUUGAUUGGUGGUGGAAGGUAAAACAAGCAAAAUGAUUUAACUAACAC
Messenger RNA from Limulus polyphemus (Atlantic horseshoe crab), 16835 nucleotides. RefSeq names its product ryanodine receptor-like (gene RyR). Gene Ontology annotation, molecular function: ryanodine-sensitive calcium-release channel activity; protein binding; calcium ion binding. The transcript is spliced from 126 exons. The coding region runs from base 20 to 15580 and encodes 5186 amino acids. NCBI's taxonomy places the organism in Eukaryota, Metazoa, Arthropoda, Merostomata, Xiphosura, Limulidae. The record is from RefSeq and is a predicted model, not a curated record. Gene Ontology annotation, cellular component: sarcolemma; Z disc; calcium channel complex. Gene Ontology annotation, biological process: intracellular calcium ion homeostasis; calcium ion transmembrane transport.